This is a messenger RNA of Xiphophorus hellerii (green swordtail), 2047 nucleotides long. Its product is annotated as paramyosin-like. The record is from RefSeq and is a predicted model, not a curated record. Bases 102 to 1571 code for a protein of 489 amino acids. NCBI's taxonomy places the organism in Eukaryota, Metazoa, Chordata, Actinopteri, Cyprinodontiformes, Poeciliidae. The transcript has a single exon.
ACGUCAUAACCACUGCAGAAGAGAGAUAGAAGCAAGCAGAAGGAUUGUCUCCCAGCAAGUUUGAGCAGUUUUUGUAUUUGUCCAGAGAAAAAGAAUCAACAAUGAGUAACAGCAAUAAGUCUUCUGAUUCUUGCAAUGACAACAUGCAACUUGCUAGAGAGACAGAGAAGCUACGUGGCAUCUUGAAAGAUGUCAACAAGAUGUCAACUGAGAGACAGUGGCUGAUCAAAGCAAACAAGGACCUGAAGAUGCAAGCGAGAAACAUUCAAAAAGCUGCACAUGACAUACACAAACUGCUUCGGGAGAAAGACAGUGAAUUAAAAAAACUGUUUGGUCAAAAUAAAACUUUAAAGGAGGAUAACAGUACAUUAAAGCAGAUGAACACUGCCUUGGACAAGAAAAUCACCUCCUUGAAGCAGACAAACACCACACUGAAGCAGACAAACACCACACUGAAGCAGACAAACACCACAUUGGAGCUAAAAAACACCACGUUGGAGCAAAAAAACACAACACUGAAGCAGAAAUACACAACACUGAAGCAGAAAUAUACGUCACUGAAGCAGAAAAACACCACGUUGGAGCAGAAAAACAACACGUUGGAGCAACAAAAAACAGUCUUGGGUCAGAAAUACACCUCAUUGAAGAAAAUAAAAGCUGCUUUGGGUCAGAAAAACACCACCCUGGAGCAGAAAAGCACAGUCUUGGACCAGAAAAUUACCACCCUGGAGCAGGAAAACAUCGCACUGGAGGAGAAAACUAACAUACUGGCGAAAGAAAAGACUGCCUUGGAGCAGAGUAACACCAUCCUGGAGCAGAAAAUCACCACCGUGGAACAGGAAAAUACCGCCCUGGAACAGGAUUACACCGACCUUGUACAGGAUUACACCGCCCUGGAGGAGGAAUGUAACACUUUACAACAUGAAAACACCACUCUGCAGCAGAGAAUCCCCUUUAUUGAGGUGAUAAAUCGUGCCCUGGAACGGAGAAACCAAAACUUACAACGGGACAACAUCAAUUUUGAGAUUGAGAACAACGACCUGCAGCAGCACAUCACUGACUUGAAUCAGAGAAGAAGGGCCCUGGAGAAUGAAAAAACCAAGCUGUUGCUGUCAGUCACUUCCCUGGAGGUGAAAAGCAUUGUCCUGGAGAAGACGAGCACAGACUUACAGGAGGAAAAAAAUACCUUGACGAAGGAAAACAUCACCCUGCGGCAAAAAUACGCUGCCUUGGAGGAGGAAAAAAGAGCCCUAGAGCAGAAAAACACCGCUCUGGAGCAGGAAAACUCCGCGCUGAAGCUGAAAAGCACCACCCUGGAGCAUAUAAACACCGCCUUUGAGGAGGAAAACAUCAACCUGCAACCUGAAGUGGACCAGCUGAACAAAAGGCCGAGGGACAGAGAGGAACAACAGAACCAGCAGCCAUCUGAAGAUGAAACCCACGAAAACAGCCAGUCGGUUUCACACCAGCCACAGAUUCAGCCGUCGGUAUUUAGACGUGUGAUCAAUACACGUCUGAAUAUGUUCCAAAGAGGCACUCUCAGGCGCUGGCUUGAAAGAUGGCACUUCUAAAUAAAGAAGUGUCAUGAGGGCUCCAAGCUUCAUGCUUGAUUAUCGGUGGCAGAAAAGCUUGAGGACAACAGCACUGCAGUGUCAGGGGAGCUUAACACUUGGGGCAGUUUGCGGAAGAGCUCAACGCUUGAAAGUUGUUGGCAGGAGAGGUAGGGCUUCAUAGAGAGGCCCGUUGGUCUCUGGGCUGACCUCCAGGGCUUCCUAGCGAGUAUCGUCGGUCUCUGGACUGCCUCCAGGGCUUCCUAGCGAGUCCUGUUGGUCUCCUGGCUGACCUUCAGGGCUUCCUAGUGAGUCCCGUCGGUCUCCUGGCUGACAUCCAGGGCUUCAUAGCGAGUCCCGUUGGUCUCCUGGCUGACUUUCAGGGCUUCCUAGUGAGUCCCCUUGGUCUCCUGGCUGACCUUCAGGGCUUCCUAGUGAGUCCCCUUGGUCUCCUGGCUGACCUUCAGGGCUUCCUAGUGAGUCCCGUUGGUCUCCUG